AUGCAAAUGGCCAAGGUGCGCCCGGACCGAGUGGCUCUCUACAAGCGGCACCACCAGGGCGUUUGGCCGGAAGUGGAGAAGGGCCUUGCAAAAGUCGGGGUGGAGACGAUCUCCAUUUGGUCAGAUCCCAGCGAUGACUGUGCCUUGUACAUGUAUUUGGAGAUGGCCGAGGAUGCUGGCGACAUGGCCGAAGGUUCUCAGUACCGAGAUGAUCCGCGCGUGCGAGAAUGGGAACGAGCCAUGGAGACUGAGUUCCAUGCAGGCUGGAAGCCUUUGAGUGAGUGGUAUACCUUGAAAUGCAGCGGCUCCAAGACAGUGGAAGUCUCCACCAACUCACUGCUACAACGUCAUCGACGGGAAGUGAGGCUUCGCCCUUUGGGAACGUCGCAGGCGAGCUCGGCCGAGGGGCUGGAGAGAUGCCGCGAUCUUCGCGGCCGCAAAAAGGAGCAGCGCAUGAAAACACCGGAGCUGUGGCCGGUGCGAGCCGGCGCGGUCGAUGGGAUGGAUGGGUGGGUGCCCCCCACCGGGACCUACUAUUCUCCCACGGUCUAUGCGGAAGCCUGGACGCUGAAUGCGGCCUUGAUACGGAAAAUCCCUUUGGACACCCGUAUCUCGGGGAACGCGCCUUCGGGUUGGACCACCACGGAGGGGAGUACCUAUGAGACUAAUCAAUAUGGCCUGGUGGGUGGUUUGGGGAACAUGAAGGUGAAGUUCUACGGCACUGACUGGUCCAAUCCGGCCGUGACAGUGAUUGGAGAGAACUCUGGAGGCACCAUCCAGAACUGGGUGGCUCCUGAUGAUUGGCUUUGCUCGGGCUACACCUUGCUAGACUUGAGGAUGGGCACCAUGGAGAUCAGCAAGGUUUGGGAUGCCAUGCGAGCCGAGUCCAGUGGCAUGACCUGGUUGCUGCGGCUUUUGGGCUGGAUCAUCGCCUGGGUCGCCUUCUGUUUGUUGGCGGGUCCUCUUGAGGUGGCAGCUGAUUGCAUCCCAUGCAUUGGCCCCUGCCUGGGCAACAUGGUCUCCACCGUCAUUUGUGUCGUCUCCUGCCUGCCGGCCACGGCUUGCACUCUGGGCGUCGUGGGAGUGGUUUGGGUCGUGAUGCGCCCCAUGGUCGGCAUCCCCUUGCUUUGCAUCUUCAUCAUUGUCAUGGUGGCCUUCAUCGUUUGGAAGGUCUUCUUUGCAAAGAAGGGCGGAAAGGUCUACGAUUCCGAGCAAAGUGGACAACUGGUGGAAGGAAAUGUGGUGGGCAACCCCGUGGAAGCACCAGCCAGCAACCAAGUGGAAGCACCAGCCCCGAAAGGCUACAGUGGUCCGGUGGAGGAGGAGGUGGCCCAGAACUUCUUGGAAGCGCUCCGCGCGGAGUAUGUGAAUGGCCAGGGCGGCGCCGUGGGCGGCUUCUUCGAGUCCAACGGAAACGCCGAAGGUGCUUUGGCGCCCUUGGAGGAUGAGGUGCGCGCAGCAGGAGACAAGAAUGCCGCUGUCAAUGCCCUGGCCCGACGAUGGGGCCUCUGA
Durusdinium trenchii is the source of this 1512-nucleotide messenger RNA. NCBI's taxonomy places the organism in Eukaryota, Dinophyceae, Suessiales, Symbiodiniaceae. The record is from the annotation of a GenBank genome assembly.